AUGGCGUCGCUCAAUGGGUCGCCUCAGAAGAAGCGGCUAAGAGAGAACGGCCUUGCUUCGCCCAGAUCUCCCUCCACUUCUACCAACUCCUCGCCCACCAAGAAGAAGAAGAAGAGCAAGUACGCUAAUGCUCCCUCCGCCUUUGCGCGCAACGGAUCGAGUCCUUCCUCCAAGCAGCCCAAUGGCACCAAUGAGCCCAGCUCAAGCUCGGCAUCCUACUCAGCGUCACCCUCACCCUCACGCAAAGAACGGCCUUCGGACCCCGCAGAUGCUUCUUCUGUCUCAGCCAAUGCCACAGCGUCAGCAUGGAUCAGAGACGCACUCAAGAACGUAAACCCUCGCAUCAUGGAAUCUCGCACUGCACUACCCAUCGUAUCCGGCAAAGAAGCCAUUGUCGACGCUGUUCGCAAGCACGACACUGUCGUCAUCCUCGGCGAGACUGGUUCCGGUAAAACAACCCAAAUCCCUCAGUUCCUUUUCGAAGCAGGCUUCGCACGUCGAGCACCCGUCCAGAUGAUCGGUAUCACACAACCUCGUCGAGUCGCAGCAACAUCGCUAGCACGUCGUGUCGCAGUUGAGAUGGGCCAGCCUGACCCUGCUUUGCUCCCCAACCUCAAAGGCAAAGCCAGGAAUGCAGCUGGUGGCUUAGUGGGAUACAGCAUUCGUUUCGAGGAUCGCACUACACGCAACACACGAGUCAAGUUCAUGACGGACGGUAUGGUGCUGAGAGAGAUGAUUGGUGAUGUGGCUGCCGUCGAGCCGAGUAAGGCAGCGGACGCGGUAGCAUCAACUUCUUCCGCAGCUGCUUUGCGGUCAAACCUGCUGCUUAAGUACUCGGUUCUGAUCAUUGACGAAGCUCACGAGCGCACACUUCGAACAGAUCAAGUGCUGGGCUUGGCGAAACGCAUUCAGCGCGAACGCAAAGUGCUUCGUCAAUCCUGGCUCGCUCGCAACAAACCGACCAACGAGCCAGAAGUGACCGAACUCAAGAUCAUUGUCAUGUCUGCAACCCUUGACGCCGAUCGCUUUGCAAAUUUCUUCGCUACCCCUUCCACCGCUCUUGCAGCCAAAAGUACUGCUGCUGAACCCACCAUCGCUGCUGCCUCAAACAGCAAACAAGAUGUUCCGAUCCUCUACGUUAAAGGCCGGCAACAUGAAGUCUCAAUGUAUCACACCGAAGAACCAGCACAAGUAUGGACCGACGCCGCACUCCGAACUGUCCUCCAAAUCCACGUCUCCCGCCCGCCAGGAGACAUCCUCGUCUUCAUGACGGGUCAAGAAGAGAUCGACACCCUCGCCCGCUCUCUCGAGCUCUACUCCUCCGAACUCCCCGCAUGGGCCGAAGCAGAAUCCAGACCACUCCCCAUGUCCCUCAUGAUCGCCCCCCUCUACGCAGCUCUGGGUCCCAGCGCAAGUGCAAAAGUGUUCAGCCCAUCCCCGCCUCGCACACGCAAAGUCGUUCUUGCAACCAACAUUGCCGAAACAUCCAUCACUAUCCCUGGCAUCGUCUUCGUCGUAGACUGCGGUUUGGCGAAGGAAAAAGUCUACACACCUGGUACUGCCGUCGAAACCCUCCAGGUGCAAGAGAUCAGUCAGUCAGCUGCGAGACAGAGAGCUGGUCGUGCAGGUCGUGAAAGCGCAGGUGAAUGUUAUCGUCUCUACACGCAGGAGACAUUUAAGGGGCUUCCGUUGGCAGGGGUUCCAGAGAUCGUCAGGACAGACUUGGCGGCCGCGGUGCUGCAGUUGUGUGCGAUGGGGCAGGAUCCGUAUACGUUUGAUUGGUUGGAUCAACCUGAUAGGAACGGAUUGCAGGAAUCGGUGUUGCAGUUGAUUCAACUUGGUGCACUCGACAUCAAAACUACCGCUCCUGUCAAUGGAAGUGGUGGGGCUGAGGAAGGGAAGAAAAAGACCCCGACCGCAAAACUCGUGUUGACGGCGAUUGGGAGUAAGAUGGCGAUGCUACCCGUUUCUCCCGCCUACUCCCGCUCGCUUAUUGCUGCUGGGGAGAGAGGGCCAACGGUGGCUAGACAAGUGAGAGAUUUGAUUGCAAUUCUUUCAAGCGACAGGUCGAUUCUUGUUGACCCAUCAGAUCCCGAGAAGAGAGAUGAGGCGAACAAGGCUAAGGCUACUUUCAUGCAUCCUUCUGGCGAUCAUGCUACGCUUCUCACCGUUCUCUAUUCCUAUCUCGCUGAGGCGGAUGAAAUUCGAAAGACGGCCAAAGCGAGGAAAGACAGCAAACUCGACACAAAGGCCAUCGAAAAAGAAGGCCGAGAACAACUCAAAGCAUGGUGUUCGAACCACUACGUACACGAAAAGGCAGUCAAGAACGUGCUUCAUAUUCGCAAGCAACUUCGCACAAUCUGUCGUCAACAGAAGAUCGUUUGUGAUGACGAUCUCCCCACCAACUCCUCUUCUACUAACGGCACCGCUCACAAUGACUCCGAUCCCGACUCUGAAUCCGACUCUUCCACCUCCUCGACCACCGGUGGCGUUGACCAAGAUGGGUUGUUCGUCACCCGAAAAACCACCUCUUCCUCCAGCUCGCUCUAUCCCGACGCAGACUCAGAAGAAGAUACCCAUUUCACCGGACUGCGACAAUCCCUUCUCGAAGGCCGAAUUUCCAACGCAGCGCUCAAAAACCCUUCCACCCCUAACACAUAUAAACGCAUCACCUCCUCCUCCCUCAGCAGCACAGGAAACACGUUUAAGAUUCAUCCUUCGUCAACACUGCACCCGUCCAAAUUGGCGAGAGAGGGUGGGGUGAAGAAGAUGGAUGCGAUCUUGUUUGAAGAAUUGGUGUUAACUACUCAGACUUUCGCUAGGACUGUGAGUGUUAUUGAGCCGGAAUGGUUGCAGGAGUUUGCUCAGCGGAGGUGA
Molecule: messenger RNA, 2877 nt
Organism: Ustilago hordei
Lineage: Eukaryota; Fungi; Basidiomycota; Ustilaginomycetes; Ustilaginales; Ustilaginaceae
Exons: 1
Coding region: 1-2877 (958 amino acids)
Biological process (GO): maturation of SSU-rRNA from tricistronic rRNA transcript (SSU-rRNA, 5.8S rRNA, LSU-rRNA)
Cellular component (GO): intracellular anatomical structure; nucleolus
Molecular function (GO): RNA binding
Source: RefSeq, a predicted model, not a curated record